Molecule: messenger RNA, 2484 nt
Organism: Rhineura floridana
Lineage: Eukaryota; Metazoa; Chordata; Lepidosauria; Squamata; Rhineuridae
Gene: MRPL20
Product: mitochondrial ribosomal protein L20
Exons: 4
Coding region: 167-616 (149 amino acids)
Biological process (GO): translation; ribosomal large subunit assembly
Cellular component (GO): ribosome
Molecular function (GO): rRNA binding; structural constituent of ribosome
Source: RefSeq, a predicted model, not a curated record
CGCGCUCGGUUGCAACUGCUGCAGUUUGCCGCCCGGAAGGGAAGCGGCGUUGCAGUUUGUACCGCGUGGCUUCCUCCCCCUGCAGCCCCUUCCUUCUGCCGCCCUUGGUUUCGCCUUUUGCAAGGCCAAGGAGAAAGGGAAAGAGGUUUGUUUUGUUUUGAAAAAAAUGGUUUUCUUAACCUCUAGUCUAUGGAUCCGGUCCCGUUUGACCGAUCGCCGCUGGCGAAAACUGGAGGUGCUCAAGCAUGCACGGCAUUUUCGGGGGCGGAAAAACCGUUGCUACAGCUUGGCCGUCCGCGCUGUCCGGAGGGCUUUUGUGUAUGCCACGAAGGCCAGAUAUCUGAAAAAGCGCGACUUGAGGACGCUGUGGCAAACCAGGAUCGAAGCGGCGUCUCUUGAGCACAGGGUGAAAUACCACGUUUUCAUAAGCAACCUCUCCAAGUGUCAAGUGGAACUGAACCGGAAGGUGUUGGCCGAUCUGGCGAUCUACGAGCCGAAGACAUUCAAGUCCUUAGCCGCUUUAGCCAAAAGGAGAGGAGAGGAGGGCCUUCUUGCCGCCCAGGGCGACGGAAAGGAACCCGAAGGGAUAUUUUCGCGCAUCGUGAGAUGUACCUGAAGCGGUGUGCUGCCGCUCACUUCCCAGACUGUGCUAAAACUAAAACAGGACUUUUUAAUAAUAACGUUUGCCUUGAGGUGUGAACCAGAAUAAUCUUCUCCAAAGCCUCAUAAGCAACCCAGUUUGCUCUGUGGCACGUUGAGGCGCUGGUGAGACUCUUGUCCUAUUUUGCCUUCGAAUAUGUGUGAUUAUAACUCGGCCUGCAAAAAGGGUUUGCGCCUGUAAGACUCUUCUUUGGCAACUGGUUUUUUACUAGCUGCCUUGUUGGUCUGUCUAGCUUGGUAUUUUCUACACUGACUGGCAGCAGCUGUCAGGAGUUUCAGGCAGGAGUCUUUCUACUCUGACUAGCAGUGGCUCUUUCCACCUAUCUGGAGAAGCUGGGGACUAAAAGUGGGACCUUCUGAGUGCAAGGCAGAUGCUCUGCCAGUGAGCUAUGGUUCUUCUUGACCAGGUACAGGCAACAGGCUUUUUAACCUCUUCUGUCCCGUUGUGAAGGCUUUGGCGGAGUCUUCCUCUGGACGCCUCAGUUCCUUACUACUCAUUUAUCUCUGUCUUGACUUCCACCAAGACCUGAGGAGCUGAAAUGUGAGAGAGGCAGAAGAGCCCCUUUGCCUGUCUCUCAGUUUAGGAGAAAUCCAUUGAGGCACCGCACAGAGUGUAUGUAAUGUUGGUUGGGUGGGAUCCUGAGAGCUGGAUGGAAAAGUAUUGGGUGCGGGGGCUGGAAGUUACUCAUCAGCAGGAACUAGACAGCAGACUGAACAGGCACAUAGAUCACCUGGCCACCAUCUUACCUGCUAUGGUAAGAUUUUCUUGCAGUCCUACUCAGUUCUGGGUUUUGCAUCUAUACAUAUAAAUUAGCAAAUGCGAAUGCGGUGCAAAUCUGUCCUCUUUGGGGGCAAUGUCUUCUCUGCCUUAUCUAUGAGAUCAAUUUGACGCCCUCAUAUGUUUUUUUUCUUCUGACUGGUUGAAACUUUCCCGUUCCAGCAAGCAUUUAUUUGGAUUUUUUUUUGUGGUAGGUCCACAUUUUAGAAUGUUUUUUAAUCUGGCAAGCCCAUUUUCUGAUUUUAUGGUGAUUUGAUUUCCUUUAUUGUUUUAAUUGUUGCUCUAAGCUGCCCUGAGUGAUGCAAAUUCUUUGGAAGAGCAGUGGGCUCUACAUUUUCCUAAAUAAAUAAAUGAUAAAGACGGAAAUGAUAAGGUUAUAAACUAUCCACUUAGAUAAACGUGGAUUGGAUUGCCGCAAUCUUAUUCAAGUGUCCUCAGAAGUAAAGUUUUUUUUCCACAAAGGAUCUUGUUAUGCAAUCAGAUGCAUAUUUACUCAGAAGCGAGUCCCGUUCUUUUCAAUGGGGCCUACUCUAAGGUAAGUUCGCUUGAUCUGCAGAACUUACUGGUGUCACAUAAUAUUUGUUCCAUGCCUCUAAGAAAUUGAUCAUUUAGUGCGGCAGCACCUAUACUUUGCUUUACUUUAUCAGUAUAGUAUAUACUAUACUUUACUUUAUCAGGCAGGUGCCUUCACUGUAGGCCUUUUGGCACCUGGUAAAAACAUUUUUUUGGUCAGGCAAGGCUAUCCAGAGACGUAGAAGUCAACAUGUGUUUAAUCUGAUUUUAGCUACUGUUCAUUUUCAUUAUAUUUUGAUUUUUUUAAAUUCCUGUUUUAAACUCUGGGUUGUGGCCACAGACCCAUUGAAGUUAAUAGACAUGACUAAUUUAAUUUCAAUGGGUCUACUCUGGGUAGGACUUUGAUAUGUGUCUUUUAUUGAUUGUUUAAAUGUUUGGUUUUAUGUUUGUACAUAAAACCUACAUGUGGUUUAUAAAAAACAAUCAAGCAGUAUAUAAAGUUUGUUACAUAAAUAAACAAUACUUAGACGUAA